Molecule: messenger RNA, 3604 nt
Organism: Pomacea canaliculata
Lineage: Eukaryota; Metazoa; Mollusca; Gastropoda; Architaenioglossa; Ampullariidae
Product: dihydrolipoyllysine-residue acetyltransferase component of pyruvate dehydrogenase complex, mitochondrial-like
Exons: 12
Coding region: 330-1592 (420 amino acids)
Biological process (GO): pyruvate decarboxylation to acetyl-CoA
Cellular component (GO): pyruvate dehydrogenase complex
Molecular function (GO): dihydrolipoyllysine-residue acetyltransferase activity
Source: RefSeq, a predicted model, not a curated record
AUCGCUGAUUCGAGGCUUUGUUGCUGACCUUGCGUGCAAUAAGAGGUGAGGUCAAGUUGGUGGUGUGUGAUAACCUCAGAAAACAUGAAUCGUUCGUCCGUUUUCUUUCGAUAUAUUCUUAGACAGUCCUCCCAGAAACGGACUGGGGCACUUUCGAUGAGAUGCAUUUGCUCAAAAGUUGCUAACCACCAAGUUCAAGGCUUUUGAUACAAGCAACAAAGCCUCACAAGCAUUUGACAGCUAUUAGGUUUGGCUAUCAUGUACGAUUUUAUAGUUCAGCAGAUCUGCCCAGUCACUCCAAAGUCACACUGCCAGCCCUCUCUCCUACAAUGGAAACUGGAACCAUUUCCAGCUGGCAGAAAAAGGAGGGAGAUAAGGUGUCAGAAGGUGAUUUGCUGGCGGAGAUUGAGACUGACAAAGCAACUGUGGGCUUCGAAUCUAGUGAGGAGGGCUAUCUCGCCAAAAUUUGUGUCCCUGAGGGUACAAAAGAAGUUCCCCUAGGCAAGGUGGUAUGUAUUAUUGUCAACAAUAAAGAGGAUGUGGCAGCAUUCAAGGACUAUGUGCCUAGCCCAGAAGAUGAUGUCAAAAUUGGGGGAAGUGGUGCACCUGCAGCUGUUAAACAGCCAGAACCAGCUGCUCCUGCACCCCCUGCACCACUCCCACCAACAGCUGUAUCUCCUCCAACAGCUGCACCAACAGUUGCACCACCAGCAGCAUCAGGAGUCCGGGUGUUUGCGACACCUUUCGCCAAAACACUUGCAUCUGAAAAAGGCAUUGAUCUAAAGCAAGUGAGAGGAAGUGGUCCUGAGGGCCAGAUAAGAGCAGCUGAUCUGGCAGGCAUCUCACCUGGUGCACCUGCUGCUACUGUUGCUGCACCUGUUGGCCUGCCAGGGCAACUCUUCAUUGACAUACCUUUAAACAACAUCAGACAGGUGAUUGCAAAACGUCUAACCUUGUCAAAGCAGACUAUUCCUCAUUAUUACUUGACUGUUGAUGUGAAGGUAGAUAAUAUUUUAAGAGUUCGAAAGGACCUGAAUGAAAUCUUGUCGAAGAGUGGUGUGAAACUGUCUGUGAAUGACUUCAUCAUCAAGGCCAGUGCCUUGGCUUGCAAAAAAGUUCCACAAGCCAACUCCUCCUGGCAGGACACUUUUAUCCGACAGUAUAAUAGUGUGGAUGUGAAUGUUGCUGUGGCCACAGACAAUGGCCUCAUCACGCCUAUAGUCUUUGGUGCUGAUGCCAAGGGACUAGCAGAUAUAGCAACAGAUGUAGCUUCACUGGCAGCCAAGGCACGAGAAGGGAAACUGAAACCUCAAGAAUUUCAGGGUGGCACUUUCACCAUCUCAAACCUUGGAAUGUUUGGUAUCAAGCAGUUUGCUGCAGUCAUCAACCCCCCUCAGUCUUGCAUUUUGGCUGUGGGUGGUGCUGACAAACGCUUGGUUGUAUCAGAAGACUCUGAUUCAGGAUUCCGCACUGCUACUGUGAUGACUGUGACACUGAGCUGUGAUCAUCGAGUUGUGGAUGGUGCAGUGGGUGCCCAGUGGCUGGCAGAAUUCCGCAAAUUGUUAGAACAACCAGAAACAAUGUUGCUGUAGGGCUUCUGUAAAAUUGUGCUUGGUUGCCAUAAAGUGAUGAUAUUGACAAUAAUACCAACACAUGAGAUACUGUUUGCUGCCACAUUCUGUCAGCAGAACAUGUGUCUCUCUUCUACAUAAUUUGGGAAUGCUUGGUGAAUACCACAUGUAAAUGACUUCUUGUUUUUGGGAUGCCUGAAUAGUAUUUUUGACUUCUUUUCAGUAGCUGGUAGCUUAAAAUGAAUUUGAAACAUUGUAUUUCUAAUGAUGUAGCUUCUUUGGUUAUGGGGAAAAGAUCAUGGAUGUCAAAGUGACAUAUAAUUACAGGGUACUUAUGUGAGCCACUACAAAAACAAAUCCAUUUGACCCUAUUUGGCAUUUAAAUUGAGGUUUUUAGUUUAUUUUCAAUAGAAAAGUACUGUUGGGGAAUUAAAGGCCGAAGUCGUCCCUCCUGAGUGAAGUGAGUGGUAUCGCCCGUGCGAGGGAAGGUAGGAGUACACGUGGUGCGGAAUACUAGCGUCCAGUCGUCUUCAAUUACACCACCGGGUACUCCUACCUUCCUUCGCACGGGCGAAACCAUUUCAAAACACGCCCACUUCGACUUCGGCCUUUAAGUAGCAAGGGAUACAAGCUGACAUACAUUUGUUUGAUGGCUAGCUGAUGUUGCAUUUAAAAAAAUAUAUCACAGUAAUCAAAAGAACUAGAUUUAGUUUUGUUGUUGUAAGCAGUCACUGAUGUUAUUGCCAUAAAUUAUGGGUUUUAAGAUUUAUUAAGUAGUUCAGUAGAUAAUUUUUCUGAAGUAUCAUUCACAUCCCUUGUCUGGUACCAGUUGAUGACCAGUUUUGCUGGUCCUCCAGGACUUGUCAUUGAGGGAGAACAACAGGAUAAAUGCGGUGGGAUUGCCACAUAACUGAUAUAAAUACUGAAGUCCCAACCCAAUGUUCCUUCAAGCAGCAAAGCUGUUGAAAACAAAUUUGAUAGCUGUGAUCAUGCCCAGAGAGGGGAAAACUAUCAAUAAAAUUGAUGAAUAGAUCUAUGAAGAACAACUGUUGACAGAAUGUGUAUGUUUUCCUCCUCCUUUCUGUUCAAAAUGCUUUGUCAGAAUCUGGAGUGUAUUUCAAGGAAUAACUUGAGUAAACUUUUACAUUCUCCAACAUUGCAAGUGGCUAUUUCCCAAGAAAUCCAGGUAUAAGAUAAGUAAUAAAGGAUGGUGUUUGAGUGCUGAAGGAUCAUUUUGUGAGUAUGGAAAAAAGCAUUGAGUAGGCUAGCUAAAUGCUAGCAGGAAGUGGGAACCUAAUGCACGGCCUUUGUUAUGAUUCCAAGAACAGAUGUGACCCAUAACGAUUGGAGACGACUGUUGGCAGAAUUGGAUUUCUGUGUAAUGCAAAUCAUUCACAGUAACUUGUGCAUGUCUGCUUCUUUGAACUAAGAUUGAUGGCGCAGAACAGGCUUCAAUGGGAGGCUUGGCGGAACAAAGGGUUGACCUUAUCAGUGGUUGUGAUCUGGAUUUUCGAAUGCAGAUUAAAUCUGGGGGUCUACAUGUACAGUGCAAGUUUGAACACUGUACAACCUAUCCGCUGUACACCUUGUGUACUCCAAACAAAUGUGUUGAUACUACUAAGCAUAACACAGUUUUACUUUGUUAAAAUUUUUGUAUAUAACCAUCUGAUAUUUUGAGGAGAAUGUGUGGCUGCAUGUGUUCCUAACGAGAACUUUUGUGACCUCUUUAAAGGCUAUGGGUUUUACUUGAGAAUAAAUAGCAUGUUGUAUUUUGAGUUCCUGAGGUUCUUUGCACAAUUUCCACUACAGGGGAGUGGGGAAAGGUCUUUCAUGGACAGUUGUUUGUUCUUCGUGAAAUUUUGUUUAUGCUUAGUAUACAAAAACUGGUUUUAAUAUUCCAGAUGCAUGAUAAGUUUGCUUGCAGAAACUUUGUUACAAGAGGCCGAUUAGUACUGAUGCAUGAGAGCAUUUUGUUCUUAAGGCUUUCACACUUCACAGUGAACAUUGAACUCCUAAUACAGAUUGUAUAAUGA